AUGGAUGUGUGGAGUCAAGGACCAAUGGUUUUCCAAAAGAGUUCUAAUAGAGGAAGUAACUUCAAGGAAUUGUUUGAGUAUCUGCAGAGUAGUUCAAAUCAGAUUUCAAUGGAGGUGUUUUGUGUGAUUGCUCGAGGUAUUUGGCUAAGAAGGAACAAAUUGGUUUUUGAUGAUUUAUUUUCUCAUCCCACUAGUGUUGCAAAUCAGGCUAUAAAAGCAUUGGAGGAUUUUAACUCAGUACAGAUUAUAGCAAGAACUAAUGGCCCAAGACAUCAAAUGGAUUCCCAUGUUUGGAGCCAUCCACCAGAGGGUUGCAUUAAAAUUAACUGGGACGCAGCACUAAGCUCAACAAACGGCAGAAUUGGCAUUGGGUUAGUGGCUCGUGAUCAUGAAGGAUUCAUCAUAGCUUCGAAGCAACAAUCAACUUCUGGGUUUAUGGACCCGCUAUUAGCUGAAGCACAAGGAGGAUAUCAAGCUGCAAGAUGGGCUAGAGAGCUGGGAAUAAACUCGGUGAUAUUGGAAGGGGAUUCUCAACAAAUUGUCAAUGGACUGAAUCAACAAAGCAAACGUUGA
Molecule: messenger RNA, 573 nt
Organism: Juglans microcarpa x Juglans regia
Lineage: Eukaryota; Viridiplantae; Streptophyta; Magnoliopsida; Fagales; Juglandaceae
Exons: 1
Coding region: 1-573 (190 amino acids)
Molecular function (GO): nucleic acid binding; RNA-DNA hybrid ribonuclease activity
Source: RefSeq, a predicted model, not a curated record